Messenger RNA from Closterium sp. Naga37s-1, 2154 nucleotides. Lineage: Eukaryota; Viridiplantae; Streptophyta; Zygnematophyceae; Desmidiales; Closteriaceae. The record is from the annotation of a GenBank genome assembly.
AUGGCGGCGCUGGGCCGCCCGCAUGCCGUUUCCCGCCCUGCGCCCGCUCUCUCCCCCGUGCGUACCCCCCAAUUCCGACCAUGCUGCCAUCGACCCCACGCCUCCCCCGUCGUGCGCCACUCCCCGCUGCCCGCCCUCUCCGCAUCCCCUCGCCGCGCUCCGCCUGGUGCUGCCAUCGGCGCGCUUCAGCGGGGCAAUGGAGCAGCGCAGGGCGGUGGGGGGUUGCGCGGCGGAGAAACCGCAAGGGCGGAGGCGCAAUCGGAAAGGGCGGUUGAUUAUAGCGAGGGAAUCCGGGACAGACGAAUCCGCCGCAAGGGCGGGAAACGUCGGAGCGACGGCGACGAGGGGACGGGGCAGAUGGCGGAUGACAGCACGGUGCAGAGGGGCAACGGUGCGGUGCAGACGCCAUCGUCUUGCCAGCAGCCAGUCCAGCCGCCCUCAGAACCCACCGCCUCCGCAAGCUCGCCCCCAUCGCCAUCUCUUGCACACCGCCUGCUCUCCCUGCGACGAGGCGCACAGGUACAAGGCGAGGGUCGUGCGAAGAACGCAGAGGGGGGGGGGAGCAGGAGCGGAAGGAGCGGCGAAGAUGGCAGCAGCGUGGUGGAAGCGGGCACAAGCACCGGUGGAGCAGCAGCCCUGAACCGAAGACUCGUGGAGGCCACGUGUCUGGCUGACGUAAUGCAGGUGGUGGCGAAUGAGAUGGCUCGCCUGCCCCCGCGGCCUGAGUGGCACGUGCUGGACGCAGGUGCAGCAGCCAGGGGCGCAGGGGUGGGUGAUGGGCUUCAGAGGUACGGCUCUCGGGACAGUAGCAAGGUGCGGGGUCAUGGGAAGGAGGCAAGGAGGAGCAGGGAAGAGGAGGAGGAAGAGGAGAAGGAGAUGGAGGAGGAGAGGAGGGAGAUGGAGAGAAGGUGGGAGGAGGCAGCAGCGUGCGCUCUCUUCUCGCCCAUCAACGCAGUCACCGCUCUGCACCGCAUAGCACGCCACAUGCAAGCAGAGGGCAUGUCCCCGCCCUCCCGUCUGGCCCUGGCCCGCACUCCCCCCUUGCGCCUGCUCGUUGCUGCCACCCUCCCCGCUGUGCGCGCCGCCCGCUGCAACGCUCAAACCCUCUCCAACCUCGCAUGGGCGCUCGCGCGCAUUGGGGGUGCAGGGGGAGGCGCGGGAGACAUGGUUGCGGGGCAGGGGGCGGAGGGGGAAGCGGGUGGGCGCGGGAUUGGCAGGCGCACGUGGGUGUAUUCGGAGGAGUUGGAUGCGGUGGCAGCGGCAGUGCUGCCUCUACAACACACGCUCGCCCCGCAGCACAUUGCCAAUAUCGCUGCUGCUUUUGCCCUCGCCCGCCACCUCCCCGCACCCGCACUCCUCCCCGCCCUCGCCCACCAGGCCUGCCUUGCGCUCCCCCCGCUCUCCUCCUCCUUCCCAACCACCCCCGCCCAUCCCAGCGGCCGCACGCUAAUUAUGACAGCCUUCUCUCCCCCUCCUCCCUGCCCGCUGGCGUGCCUGCGAGCGUGGUCCCCCCAGCACGUGGCGAACAGCGUGUGGGCGCUGGCCGUGCUGCAGCACACCCACGGGGCGCUCUUCCACACGCUCUGGGGGGAGGUGCUCCGCCGCAGGGCACAGUUCUGUGGGGGGGGAGAGGAGGGGGAGGCGGAGGGGGAGGGGUCGGAAGGGGAGCAGAGGGCUAGAGUGGGGGAGCGGCAUCUGAGCCAGCUGUUUCAGGUGGCGGUGACACUCAGGGCGGAGGGGGCAGGGGGGGCCGUGUGGCACUACUCCAUUGACAUCGCUCUGCCGGGCCGCCGCCUUGCAGUGGAGGUGGACGGGCCCUCACACUUCACUCGCAACACAUGUGCGCUGCUGGCCCCCUCUGCCUCUUCUCGUCUUGCUUCAUCCCAUCACGUGCCCUUUUCACCGUCCUGCAAUCUACAACUUGCCAUCCUUGCCCUGGCAUCCUUAUCUUGCUCUCUUACUCUGCCCUCUCUACUAAUCCCAUGCCCGCCUGCCUUGCCAGUGACUCCGCUGGGAGCAACGGUGCUCAAGAGGCGGCAUCUGGAGGCAGCUGGAUGGACAGUCAUCUCCAUCCCCUUCUACCAUCCCUGCCUCUCUCUCUGCCCUCCCUUGACUGCGGUGCUGUGCGGUGCAGUGGAACCAGCUGGCAGGUGA